AUGUCGUGUGGACAGUGUUCAUCCUGCAAUGGUGGCGGAAAUCAAAACCUAAGUGCGUCGUUUUGUGGUGGAAGUGGGUCUACAGAUUUGGGCGUGUCAGUGAUGUGCUAUUGUGGAGAGAAAGCAACAUUGAGAACUGCAAGAACAUUGAAGAACAAGGGCAAAAAAUUUUGGGGCUGCCCUAAGUAUAAGAGUGGAAGUGAUCAAUGUGGUGGGUGCAAUUAUUUCAAAUGGUUUACUGAUAAUGAGAUCGAGGAAAAGGGUUGGAGCAGUCAGAAAAUUGAAGGAAUGGGUGGUGGGAAGCUGAAAAUUGAAGAAAUGGGUUGUGAUGGGAAGCUGAGUAUCAAGAACGUUGAAGAAAUGGGUUGUGGUGGGAAAAAGAAUGCAGAAAAGGCUGCUGCAGUGAGGUCUGUGGUGGCAGAAGAAAUGGAGAAAUGUAUGAAGUCAAUUGAAAACACUGCUGCAGUGAGGUCUGUGGUGGCAGAAGAAAUGGAGAAAUGUAUGAAGUCAAUUGAAAAUAGGCUAACAAUGUUGACAGUGGUAGUUGGAGUUUUGUGUGUAUUGAAUAUCAUUGUAGUGUAUGUGUUGGUUACAAAAGCAUGAGUCUUUUUUUUAGUUCAUGUACGUGGUUUGUGUUGUUAUUGUAAUGUUUUAUUAUGAAUGAAAAGUUUUCGAACCUGUAG
This is a messenger RNA of Vigna unguiculata (cowpea), 683 nucleotides long. Lineage: Eukaryota; Viridiplantae; Streptophyta; Magnoliopsida; Fabales; Fabaceae. The record is from RefSeq and is a predicted model, not a curated record.